CGCAUUUCUAGAUGUGAAUAUCUCUACCCGUUUCUUGGAUACCCCGAGGCUGGUUUCGGGGCUGUGUGUGAAGUCCAUGUUAUCUCGGAUUCGCCCGAUCGUGGGCCGGGCGCCCGGAGUUGCUCGAGCGUACCUUGAGAUUACUCAAUACGGGAGUAGAACGUCAAAAUACGCCUUUCAUACCGAUGGCAGGACUCGGAUAUCCAACUUUUGGAUCCCGACUGGAGGUAUCACGAAGAAGCCCGUUGAGGGUGAAAGAGAGGAUACAAAUGAUCUUCUAGUCAGGGGUGGUUUCUUGCGACAGGCUUAUGCGGGUAUAUUCCAUAUGCUGCCGUUAGGGUUGCGUGUCCAGGAUAAGCUAGAGAGGCUCAUAGAUAAGCACAUGCAGUCAGUCGGUGCUUCUAAAGUGUCAUUAUCAUCGAUAUCGGCACAAGAGCUUUGGGAACAAUCGGGACGUCUGAAGGAGGGAUCAGAUGUCUUCCGCUUUCUCGAUCGCAAAGAAGCCCGCUUUCUCCUUGCUCCCACGCAUGAGGAGGAGAUUACCACUCUAGUAGGGAGUCUGACGAAGUCUUACCGGGAACUGCCCGUGCGCGUGUACCAGAUCUCGAGAAAAUACCGAGAUGAGCAAAGGCCGCGACAAGGUCUUCUUCGCGGCCGGGAGUUCAUCAUGAAGGACAUGUACACCUUCGACUACAGCACCGAGGCAGCCCUCAAGACCUACGUCGCCGUCAAAGGUGCCUACACGCGACUGUUCGACGAAUUCAAGAUCCCCUACCUAGUCGCUGCUGCAGACUCGGGUAAUAUGGGCGGCAGCCUGAGUCACGAGUUCCACUUCCCCAGUGCUAAAGGCGAGGACACAGUCAUCAGCUGCACUAGCUGCGACAAUGUGUACAACGAAGAGCUCGCUGACGGAAAAGCCCACGCUGGCGAAGACGAACAGCCCAUCACUCACCAGAGACCUGGUUUCGACACCGGUGAAACCUCCGGCGAAGCCACCCCAGCCGUCUCGGUUGGCCUUUGGAUGUCUAUCUCGAAAGACAAGAACACCCUCUUGCGGUGCUGGUUCCCGCAAUAUACCAUCCAGGAAACCCCUGUGGAGAGAGAGGUGAACUCUCACGCCGUCAAGUCCAUCGCCGACGCCGCAGGCAUCGAACUCGACAUCAGCAUCGAGAACCCACUCCGGCAAUGGGCCACGCAGGUCCAGUCCAACAAGUCUCCCACCCAGCGGCCGCGGAUCGUGGAUCUAUAUGACUCGCGCGUGCGAGCAUACAAGCGCCCCCCGCUGACCGACACUCUCCAAGAGGUCGGCUGCACGGUGGACGACGUGGACUUCUCGAAAUUGGAUCGCUUCCCCGGCACGAACAACUACCUGAACCUAGUGAGGGUUCACGCAGGCGACCGGUGCGCGAAAUGCGGCGAGGGUCUGGCGCAGACCCACAAAGCCGUCGAGCUGGGUCACACAUUCCACCUGGGCACACGCUACAGCGACGUGCUCGAGGCGUCCGUCAUGGUCGACCCAUCUUCGUCCAACAAGGGUGGGCCCCAGACCGUGCCCAUGCAGAUGGGAUGCCACGGCAUCGGUGUCUCGCGCAUGAUCACUGCGGUUGCAGACAGCCUAGCAGACAAUAAGGGACUGAACUGGCCCCGUGUCAUCGCGCCGUACGAAGUCAUCAUCGUCCCCGGCAAGGGCCUCGAGGCAGAAGGAGAGAAAGUCUACGACGCACUGACGGUGACACCUAGCCCUGCGACAGCCAUGGACGUGAUCCUGGAUGACCGCGACAAGCAGAUGGGUUGGAAGCUCGGCGACGCGGACCUGAUCGGCUACCCGGUCAUCGUGGUGGUCGGCAAAGGGUGGAAGAAACAGCAAACGCUGGAGGUGCAAUGCCGUCGCCUGAACGUCCGCGAAGAUGUCACUCUUGAGGCUCUGUCGGGGUUUGUGCACUCUUUGCUGCAGCGAUUGUAAGCGUUUUGUUGGGGCUAUGCACAAGAGUAUGUAUUGUACAAGAGGGGGGCUAUGCUCCCGAGGCUGAGUCGGGG
Aspergillus homomorphus CBS 101889 is the source of this 2037-nucleotide messenger RNA. RefSeq names its product putative proline--tRNA ligase AIM10. The coding region runs from base 77 to 1963 and encodes 628 amino acids. The transcript is spliced from 7 exons. Gene Ontology annotation, molecular function: ATP binding; proline-tRNA ligase activity. The record is from RefSeq and is a predicted model, not a curated record. Gene Ontology annotation, cellular component: mitochondrion; cytoplasm. NCBI's taxonomy places the organism in Eukaryota, Fungi, Ascomycota, Eurotiomycetes, Eurotiales, Aspergillaceae. Gene Ontology annotation, biological process: prolyl-tRNA aminoacylation.